GUGCGGGACAAGAAGACCGGCAAGUCCAAGGGCUUCUGCUUCCUGUGCUAUGAGGACCAGAGGAGCACCGUCCUGGCUGUGGAUAACUUCAAUGGCAUCAAGAUCAAGGGCCGGACCAUCCGCGUGGACCAUGUGGCCAACUACCGGCCCCCCAAGGAGUCCGAGGACUGGGAUGAGGUGACCAGAGCCCUCCAUGCCAAGGGCUGCGGCGUCAAAACGCCACCUCACACCUCGUCCGACUCCCCGUCUGAGGAUGAGGAUGUGCCCGUGAAGAAGCAGAAAGUUCCAGAGAAGCAGCGGAGCAGAGCAGAGCGGUCAAAGUCGAGCCCACAAGCUGGGAAGCGGGUGAGCACGGAGGAGCCCCAUCCCAGGAUCAGGAUCAAGAAGGAGAAGGAGGACCCCGGGUACGAGCGCUACGCUGGCGGGAGCGGCGACAGGAACGCCGGCAGCAGGACGCAGCGGGACGAGGAGCAGCGGCGGCACCAGCGGCACUCGGACAGGAGGGGGGACAAGAACUGCCACCAGCAGAGGGGCCACAGCGGCUCCUGGGAGGUGCGGGAGAAGAGGGACGAGGCUGGCAGGAGGGGAGACGGGCACAGCAGUCGGCAAGACGCGUCCCCCAGGGGCAGCAAGUCCCGGGAGCCGCACUCCAGGCACAGGGAGCGGGGCUCUGGCAGAGACUCCGGCCGCUGCUGAGCCCUUUGGGGUGAGAGAGGCCCUGGGCCUGCACAAACCCGCUCCGAGCUCCUGGGAUGCCACGGCUGGACCUUUCACCUGGGAGCUUCCCCUUGCCUCUCAUCCCAGCCUGGGCCAGGGCUCUCCACACUGCCCGUGCUGCUGGAUGGGACAGGGGUUUGUCCUUUGACCAGGGAGGGUGUCAAGUGGAGAAGGCUGGGAGCAGCAGGAUGCUCCCCUUCCCUGAAUCCCUGGGGUGGUGUCCUCCUCUUGCACUGGGGGCAGAGGCUGCUGGGUGUCUUGUCUGGCCUCCUGGGCCAGGUUUGGGCCCUGUGCCCACCCAGCAUCUUCUGGAUUCCAUGAUGCAUCCACUAGGCUCCACCGCUGUGUCGGGGUGAUUUAUCACGGAUUUGUUUAAAAGUUUUUUAAUAAAAGUUCCUGUGGCGGGAGCAGUGUACCUGUC
This is a messenger RNA of Cyanistes caeruleus (blue tit), 1138 nucleotides long. Lineage: Eukaryota; Metazoa; Chordata; Aves; Passeriformes; Paridae. The record is from RefSeq and is a predicted model, not a curated record.